AUGUCCUGUCUCUCGGGUGAUCGAACUAUAACCUCUCGCCCCAAAUUGACACUACAAACCACUGCCCUUCCACGCACUUUUGGCUCGUCGACGACGGGCCUUUCGCUGCCCUUUACUGCUGGAGCGGCCGCGUCGCCUACGGUUCGCAACACCUUCCAGAAUGCCUACGAUGUCCCAUCUCCGUCCUCUGCAUCCAUCUCCCCCAAGGGUUCUCACCGACUUUCGCAUAAACCCAUUUCUCCUUAUCUCUCAAAUCCGAGCAACCCCAACCAAAGCCAAAAUAACCACCCGCGCCCCUAUCAACAGCCGUUAGGCGUGCGCAGCAUCUUGCGCAACUCCCCACUCGACGCCGCAAGACGUUCUGGGUCAGUCUCGGCGGGAGCUAGUGGACCCGCCGGCGCAGGCGUUCGCCGGAAACAAGUAACCUACCGUCCCCAACUGGAAGAGGAGAUUCGCACUGUCCACUACACGGCGCAGCAUAUUGAUUUGAUCGAGGCUGUGCAAGACACGGCUGCCCCAGGACCCCAUGAUCUUCCCGACCCCACCGACUCAGACACCGAGUCAUCGGUGUCAGCAUCAGACUCCAGCACGUCAGAGGAUGGGAGCUCUGACGACGGAUCCAAGGAUCCGUCCUCGUCCAAAAUAAAGCGCAAGCGGAGGCGCUCCAUCCGCGCAGAUCGGCAGGUUAGGGCCGUUGCCCUGCUCGACGGAUUAGACUCGGACUCAUUCGCUUCAAAUACGCCGCCGACGCCGCAUCAGGGCCGUGAGAAACGGCGCAGGGAGUGGAAGUGGACCUUGGGGCCUCUGGAUCACAGCCCCGUGAGUCUUGCUUCUUCCACGACCACGCCGGAAUCCUUGUCAGCCUCGUCGGCGUGCACCUUGGACGAGGUCCGAUCGGAGCCCCAGCAGGCCGACCAAUAA
Messenger RNA from Penicillium chermesinum, 921 nucleotides. RefSeq lists its product as uncharacterized. NCBI's taxonomy places the organism in Eukaryota, Fungi, Ascomycota, Eurotiomycetes, Eurotiales, Aspergillaceae. The coding region runs from base 1 to 921 and encodes 306 amino acids. The record is from RefSeq and is a predicted model, not a curated record. The transcript has 2 exons.